Molecule: messenger RNA, 792 nt
Organism: Sclerotinia sclerotiorum 1980 UF-70
Lineage: Eukaryota; Fungi; Ascomycota; Leotiomycetes; Helotiales; Sclerotiniaceae
Exons: 5
Coding region: 1-792 (263 amino acids)
Source: RefSeq, a predicted model, not a curated record
AUGAAGAUUGAAGGUAGAACUUUUAUUGUAUCCGGCGGAGCUUCAGGCUUAGGCCGAGCAUGUGUCGUUGAUAUCUGCCAAGCUGGAGGGUAUGCAGCUGUCCUAGAUAUGAAUGAGGAGUUAGCUGAAGAAUUGGUUAAAGAGAUAGGAGGUGGAAAGAUCAAAUUCUGGCAAACAGAUGUACUGGAGACAGAUAGUAUUACCAAUGCUGUUAAGGGUGCUUUGGAAUGGGUGAAGGAAACUGGAAAGGAGGUUGGUGGAGUUAUUGCUGCUGCCGGUGUAUCUACUCCUGCUAAGAUUCUCGACCGCAACCUCGAGCCCUUCUCCCUAUCCGACUUCGACUUCGUAAUGAAUGUUAACGUCCGCGGUACCAUCGACUUAAUUCGUCAAUGUCUUCCCCACAUGGCUCGUUCCACUCCUGUAAACGAUGAUGGUGAGCGUGGUGUGGUUAUCAUGGUUGCUUCAUCUGCUGCCUUUGAUGGACAACCUGGUCAAGUCGCAUACUCUGCGUCCAAAGGCGCAAUAGCAUCCCUAACUCUUCCCCUAACCCGUGAUGUUGCAAGACAUGGUAUUAGGGUCGUGACCAUAGCACCUAGUCUUUUCGAUUCGAGGAUGACAUCUAUGAUGAGUGAUAAAGUGCGGGCUAGUUUAACGAGGGUCAUGGAAUUUCCGCUACGACCCGGCAAACCCCACGAAUUCGCACAGCUAGUAAGACAAAGUAUUGAGAACGUGAUGUUGAAUGGAGUAGUAUUGAGAUUAGACGGGGGGAUGAGGAUGCCGAGUAAGAUGUGA